This is a messenger RNA of Chlorocebus sabaeus (green monkey), 5951 nucleotides long. The record is from RefSeq and is a predicted model, not a curated record. NCBI's taxonomy places the organism in Eukaryota, Metazoa, Chordata, Mammalia, Primates, Cercopithecidae.
GGCGCUGGGGAAGGGCCUCCCGGGGAAGUCUGGGCUGGAGAGCCUGAGGCCGCUCCCUUGGCGGGGCCGCGGAGGAAGCCGAGUCAGGAGGCGCCUCCCCAAGGUCACAGGGCGAGCGCUGGGAGGGUCCUGGGUGUCGCGGGGACCUUGGCUCAGGUGUGCGCCGCGCCACAGCCCGGAAGAGAGGCCGGAGCUGUGCGGCUGUUCUCUCCUCCGCGCCGCUAAGUGGUCUCGGCCGCGCGACCGCCCCUCCUCGGGGAGCGCGGUGGUCCCAGGUGCCCGCCCCUCCCGGGAGCGCGGUGGUCCCCGGUGCCCGGCCCUCCCCGGGAGCGCGGUGGUCCCCGGCCCUUCUCCCCCAAGCGGGGCCACCGGGGGUGCUCUCUCCGGGAAGCCAAGCAUACGCCUGGAGCCUGCAAAGCCGGCGUGCCCCGGCCUCCGUAUGCCUUCCGUAUUCUCUGACGAUCGCGAGCAGGAAGGUGAUUUGUCCCUAGUCACGAGGAUGACUGGUCAUAGCGUGCAGGGCAUAGAGCUGGCAGGGCCGCGGGGAGCCAGCCCUCACUCAGCCAAGGACGGAAGCCCCUGUUUUCUUGUCAGCUGCCAGCUGAGGGCCAUUCACAGCUUCUCCAGGCCACCUGCAUUCCUCGUCUCAGAGCCUCCCUCCUGCACCCGCCAAGCCAGCAGCUGUGGGAUUGGAGAAGAGGUUGUCCAUGUUCACACUGGGUGAAGGAAGCUGAAACCACAGACAUGACUGAGUCCUCCAUAAAGAAGCUGGCCUCCACCCUGCUGGACGCCAUCACCGAUAAGGACCCCGUGGUGCAGGAGCAGGUCUGCAGUGCCCUGUGCUCCCUCGGGGAGGUGCGGCCGGUGGAGACGCUCCGUACCUGUGAGGAGUACCUGCGGCAGCACGACAAGCUGGCGCACCCAUACCGAGCGGCGGUCCUGAGGGCCAUGGAGAGGGUCCUGAGCAGUCGUGCCAGUGAGCUGGACAAGGACACAGCCAGCACCAUCAUCCUCCUGGCCUCCAGCGAGAUGACCAAGACGAAGGUUCAGGACCUGGUCUGGGACUGGCAGCAGGCGGCGAGUGGCGUCCUGGUGGCCGUGGGAAGGCAGUUCAUCAGCAAGGUGAUGGAGGAGCUGCUGCGCAAGCUGCACCCUGGGACCCUGCCUCACUGCGCCGUGCUGCACACCCUCGCCAGCCUCUCGGUGGCCAAUGCGUUCGGCGUAGUCCCCUUCCUGCCAUCCGUCCUGAGCUCCCUGCUGCCUGUGCUGGGCAUGGCCAAGCAGGACACGGUGCGCAUGGCGUUCUGCUCCGCUCUGCAGCGCUUCAGCGAGGGUGCCCUGGAGUACCUGGCCAACCUGGACCGGGCCCCAGACCCCACGGUCAGGAAGGACGCCUUUGCCACCGACAUCUUCAGCGCCUACGAUGUUCUCUUCCACCAGUGGCUGCAGAGUCGAGAAGCCAAGCUCCGUCUUGCCGUGGUGGAGGCUCUGGGGCCUAUGAGCCAUCUGCUGCCCAGUGAGAGGCUGGAAGAGCAGCUGCCCAAGCUCCUCCCUGGGAUCCUCGCCCUCUACAAGAAGCAUUCGGAGACCUUCUACUUGUCCAAGAGCCUGGGCCAGAUCCUCGAGGCGGCCGUGAGUGUGAGCAGUCGCACGUUGGAGACCCAGCUGGAUGCCCUCUUGGCUGCACUGCACUCCCAGAUCUGUGUGCCUGUGGAGUCCUCAAGCCCCCUCGUGAUGAGCAACCAGAAGGAGGUGCUGCGCUGCUUCACUGUGCUGGCCUGCAGCUUGCCUGACCGCCUGCUGGCCUUCCUGCUGCCCAGGCUGGACACCAGCAAUGAGAGGACCCGCGUAGGCACCCUGCAGGUGGUCAGACAUGUCAUCAACUCGGCUGCUGCUCAGAUGGAAGAUAAAAAGCCCUUUAUCCUCUCUUCCAUGAGGCUUCCUCUCCUGGACACCAACAGCAAGGUGAAGCGGGCAGUGGUGCAGGUGAUCAGUGCCAUGGCCCACCACGGCUACCUGGAGCAGCCUGGAGGUGAGGUGAUGAUUGAGUACAUCGUGCAGCAGUGCGCGCUGCCCCCCGAGCAGGAGCCUGAGAAGCCAGGCCCCAGCAGCAAGGACCCCAGGGCCGACAGUGUGCGGGCCAUCAGCGUGCGCACCCUCUACCUGGUCAGCACCACCGUGGACAGGAUGAGUCACGUUCUCUGGCCGUACCUGCUCCAAUUCCUCACCCCUGUGCGCUUCACUGGGGCCCUGACUCCGCUCUGCAGGAGCCUCGUGCAUCUGGCGCAGAAGAGGCAGGAGGCCGGGGCAGACGCCUUCCUCAUCCAGUACGACGCCCAUGCGAGCCUCCCGUCUCCCUAUGCUGUAACCGCAAGACUGUUGGUUGUGUCUUCCAGCCCCUACCUGGGGGACGGACGUGGGGUGGCGGCACUGCGUCUCCUCAGUGUUCUGCACCCUAACAUUCACCCUUUGCUGGGUCAGCAUUGGGAGACGACUGUCCCGCUGCUGCUGGGGUACCUGGAUGAGCACACGGAAGAGACCCUGCCACAGGAGGAGUGGGAGGAGAAGCUGCUGAUGUUCCUGCGAGACACCCUGGCCAUCGUUUCUGACAACGCGUGGAUCUGCCAGCUGAGCCUGGAGCUAUGCAGACAGCUGCCUUGCUAUGAUGAGACACCCCAGGAGAAGAACUUCCUGUACAAAUGCAUAGGAACCACCCUGGGUGCUGCUUCAAGUAAGGAGGUGGUGAGGAAGCACCUUCAAGAGCUGCUGGAAACAGCCAGAUACCAGGAGGAGGCAGAACGUGAGGGCCUCGCCUGCUGCUUCGGGAUCUGUGCCAUCUCCCACCUCGAGGAUACGCUGGCCCAGCUGGAGGACUUCGUGAGGUCAGAGGUCUUCAGAAAAUCCAUCGGCAUUCUCAACAUUUUUAAGGAUCGAAGCGAGAACGAGGUGGAGAAGGUGAAGAGUGCUCUGAUCCUGUGCUACGGGCACGUGGCGGCCCGGGCCCCCCAGGAGCUAGUGCUGGCCAAAGUGGAGUCAGACAUCCUCCGGAACAUCUGCCAGCACUUCAACACCAAGGUUCUGGGAGUAAAGGUAGAAACCAAGGACCCAGCCUUGAAGCUGUGCCUCGUCCAGAGUGUGUGCAUGGUCAGCCGCGCCAUCUGCAGCAGCACCCAGGCUGGCUCCUUCCACUUCACCCGGAAAGCAGAGCUGGUGGCACAGAUGAUGGAGUUCAUCAGGGCAGAGCCCCCAGACUCCCUUAGGACACCUAUUCGGAAGAAGGCCAUGCUCACCUGCACUUACUUGGUCUCUGUGGAGCCGGCGCUGGACGAGCAGGCUCGGGCGGAUGUGAUCCGUGGCUGCCUGCACAGCGUCAUGGCCCUGCUGCCUGAGCCCAAGGAGGAGGACGGAGGCUGCCAGAAGUCCCUGUAUCUGGAGACACUGCACGCCCUUGAGGGUCUGCUGACGAGCCUCCUGCAGCGGAACAUGACCCCCCAAGGCCUGCAGAUCAUGAUUGAGCACCUGAGCCCGUGGAUCAAGUCCCCAAGAGGUCACGAGAGGGCGCGGGCCCUGGGCCUGAGUGCCCUCCUGCUGCGCCACUUCCUGGAGCAGCUGCGUGUCAGCGCCCUGGUGCCCUUCCACAACCUGGGUCUUCUCGUUGGCCUCUUCUCCCCACGGUGCGCAGACCUGUGGCCUGCCACCCGCCAGGAGGCCGUCGACUGCGUCUACUCCCUGCUCUACCUCCAGCUCGGCUAUGAGGGCUUCUCCCGGGACUACCGCGAUGACGUGGCGGAGCGGCUCCUCAGCCUCAAGGACGGCCUCGUGCACCCUGACCCCACCAUUCUCUUCCACACCUGCCACAGCAUAGGCCAGAUUAUUGCCAAGCGCCUCCCACCUGACCAGCUCAUCAGCCUCUUGCUAACCAUGUUUGAGGCCCUGGGAGACCCCGAAAAGAACUGCUCCCGAGCAGCUACCGUCAUGAUCAACUGCCUGCUGCAGGAGCGGGGCGGCGUACUCCAGGAGAAGGUGCCUGAGAUUGUGAGCGUGCUGCGCUCCAAGCUUCAGGAGGCCCAGGGAGAGCACGUCCUGCCGGCUGCCCAGCACAGCGUGUACCUCCUGGCCACCCAGCACUGUGCGGCCGUGGUGUCCAGCCUCCUGGGCAGCCCCCUGCCCUUGGACAGCCACACCUCCAUGCUGUGGCGGGCGCUGGCGGUGGAGCCUCGCCUGGCUGCUCAGGUCCUGGGACUGCUGCUGGAGAAGAUGAGUAGGGACGUCCCAUUCAAGGAGAGCCGGGCCUUCCUGCUGGGCCGCACCCCAGACCGUGUGGCCACGCUGCUGCCUCUCUCGGCCACCUGUGCACUAUUCGAGGUCCUGUCCACGCCUGCAGCGGGGCCUGCGGUGCUAGAGCUCUACCCCCAGCUGUUCGUGGCACUUCUGCUGCGUGUCAGCUGCACCGUGGGUGUCCUGCUGCCCCGGAACCUACAGACCCAGGAAAGGAGGGGUGCCAGUCCAGCCCUAGCCGCCAGGAACCUGGAACCCUGCAGCUCUGCAGUGGACACCCUGCGGGCCGUGCUGCUCCGCAGUGGCAGCGAGGACGUGGCACAGCGCAUGGACCUAGAGGGAGGCUGGGAGCUGCUCAGGACCUCAGCAGGGCAUGAGGAGGGGGCCACCAGGUUGGCCAGGGCCAUGGCUGAGCACGCAGGGCCCCGGCUCCCCCUGGUGCUGAAGACGCUGGCUUGCACACACAGCAGUGCGUAUGAGAACCAGAGGGUGACCACCACCGCCUUCCUGGCCGAGCUGCUGAACAGCAACGUGGCCAACGACCUGAUGCUCUUAGACUCACUGCUGGAGAGCCUGGCAGCUCGCCAGAAGGACACAUGCGCCAGUGUGCGAAGGCUGGUGCUCCGCGGACUGGCCAACCUGGCCUCCGGCUGCCCUGACAAGGUGCGAGCCCACGGCCCCCAGCUCCUCACAGCCAUGAUUGGCGGGCUGGACGACGGGGACAACCCUCACAGCCCGGUGGCCCUGGAGGCCAUGCUGGGCCUUGCAAGGCUGGUGCACCUGGUGGAGGCCUGGGACCUGCGCUCGGGGCUGCUGCACGUGGCCAUCCGCAUCCGGCCUUUCUUCGACAGUGAGAAGAUGGAGUUCCGGACAGCAUCCAUCCGCCUCUUUGGGCACCUUAACCAAGUCUGCCACGGAGACUGUGAGGACGUCUUCCUGGACCAGGUGGUGGGCGGGCUGGCGCCCCUGCUGCUGCACCUGCAGGACCCUCAGGCCGCCGUGGCCAGCGCCUGCAGGUUUGCCCUGCGCAUGUGUGGCCCCAACCUGGCGUGUGAAGACCUCUCAGCCGCUUUCCAGAAACACCUGCAGGAGGGACGGGCCCUGCACUUCGGGGAGUUCCUCAACACCACCUGCAAGCACCUGAUGCACCAUUUCCCAGACCUCCUGGGCCGCCUGCUGACCACCUGCCUGUUCUACUUCAAGAGCAGCUGGGAGGACGUCCGAGCUGCUGCACCACUGUUCACUGGUGAGCAGCACCCCCUGCCCCACCCCCAGGCCGCCCAGCAGCCCUGCCUGAUGCCCCCACUUCACAGGGUUCCUGGUGCUGCACGCAGAGCCCAGGCAGCAGCCGCAGGUGGACCUGGAUCAGCUCAUUUCGGCGCUCCAGAUCCUGCUGAAGGACCCGGCCCCUGAGGUGCGGACCAGGGCUGCUGAGGCCCUGGGCCGCCUGGUGAAGCUCGCCUGAGGCUCCAGCCAGCACCCCCAGCAAGUACGCACCCAGACCUGUGCCUGAGCUCCAAGACAGGGCCUCCUGAGGACCCCAGCCUGGGCACACAGCUGGACGGGCCUGGCCCCAGAACAGGCCCUGCCAGGGACCAGACCGAAGCCCCUCAGUGAGGCCAGACAGGGUGUGGGAGUCUGUGUGCCCAAUAAACUCAUCUGCUCCAGCGAAU